Molecule: messenger RNA, 3681 nt
Organism: Ornithodoros turicata
Lineage: Eukaryota; Metazoa; Arthropoda; Arachnida; Ixodida; Argasidae
Product: neural cell adhesion molecule 2-like
Exons: 21
Coding region: 550-3210 (886 amino acids)
Molecular function (GO): protein binding
Source: RefSeq, a predicted model, not a curated record
UCGGGCAGCGCGGGCGUUUUGCCGGGCCGCUCACUGAGCGUUGCAGGAGUCUGCGCAUUUUGCAGUGACAUCCCGCGCGUGAUGGUGCGGUGCUGUAUCGGAUAGGGGAGCGUGCAGAAGCUGCUGUGACACGAGAGUUGUUGGUGUGAAGUCGAGUAAGGUGUCAUGUGUAAGAUGGAUUCGUCUGUGCCCCAUACGGAGAAGUGAAAUCGUUCUUUUCAGUGUGGGAUGUACGGAAGUUGAUAAGUAUUGUUUCCGGAAGCAAGUGUGCUGGGAUAGGUGCCAAACUGUGCGAUUUUUUUUUCUUUUUGUGUGCGUCGUGCCUUCUGUGACGUAGUGUGACGUAGCGACACGGCGGGUAGAACUCUCUCAUUGAGCACGGACCGUAUAUGUUGAGGACACGUAGACGACGGAGAGGUUCGUCGGUGUGCACCUGCAAAUAGGUUCCCUCGAAUAAUGUCCAAGAUUCUGACGAACGUGAAGGUUGGGGCACCACUCAGUUUGACUUCCAUCUGAAUCCUCGGAGUGCUUGAGGACCUGCCGGGCAAUAUGCUCUUCUCCUGGCUUCGCAUUCAAUGGGUGGCACAGUUGUUCUUCCCCUUGCUUCACAUCGCUCAUUCAGGUGUUCCAGGGAUUAAGUUACGGGCAAUGACCACUGUAACGGAUGAUAAUCAAAGAAAUACAGUGGCAGUUGAUGUCUACGACUAUUCGUACGCUACACGAGACCGAGUGGUUCCUCAACUAACGGCCGUUGUGGAUGGUUCCGUGCUCCUGCCGUGUAACCUUUCUGUACCGCCGUCGAAUCAUGACCGGGACAAUGUGACUUUAGUGCUGUGGUCCAAGAGUGACGUGCACGGCCCCGUGUACAGCGUGGACGCCCGGAACGCCCCCUUGGAGCGCGCCAGGCACUUCCCCAGCCCAGACACAGGAGGCCGUUACGAGUUCAAUACAAGUUCCCAGCCGGCCUACCUGAGGAUAGACCCCGUCCACGCAGAAGACGCCGGGGAGUUCAAGUGCCGCGUAGACUUCCGAUGGGCUCGCACGCAGACCUACGUCAUCAUGCUGCAAGUUAUAGUGCCUCCAAAGCAAACCAUAAUCAUGGAUGAAGCAGGGAAGCCUCUGCAAGACCUCAUUGGGCCUUAUGACGAAGGGGCUCCGUUGAAGCUCAUAUGUGAAGCGGAUGGAGGGUACCCUCUGCCUGUGGUGACCUGGUGGAGAGAAACAACGCUCAUUGAUGACACCUACCACAACACCAGCGAAGGUUCUUCGCGAAACGAGGUCAUCAUACCACAUUUAGAGCGCACAGAUGCCCGUGCUGUAUUCACCUGUCAGGCAGCCAACACCAACCUUACGCUGGCAGCCUUCUCUUCCAUUGUCCUCGAUAUGAACUUGAAACCACUAGAAGCGAAGAUAACAAACAUCCCGGGGCCAUUACCAGAAGGUCACCGAGUGGAACUGACGUGCCACUCCCGAGGUUCCCAGCCGCCUGCCCGUGUCACCUGGUGGAAGGGUAACGAACAACUGAUCCGCACUGUGGACAAGAUGGACGCCUUCGGAAACGCCAGCAGCAGCACGCUCAUAUUUGUGCCUAGCGCGGAAGACGAUGAGAAAUUACUCACUUGUAAAGCGGACAAUCCCCAACUGCCCGACAGCACCGUGGAGGACUCCAUUUUCCUCUCCGUCACCUAUGUGCCAAAAUUAUCGCUUAGUGUGACGUCCUUGCAUAAGAACGGCGCCAUCCUCGAAGGCACGGAUGUCCUCCUAGAAUGCACCGUUCAGGCCAACCCUACAGUGCGGGAAGUGUGGUGGAAGCACAACGGGCGACUUCUAGACCCGAGCCAGGAGUCAUCGCUGGACGUCAUCUUUGGGAACCAGUCACUGAAGCUGCUGCGCAUCAAGAGGUCUCAAGCGGGAGUAUACCAGUGCCUUGCGAGCAACACGCAGGGACAGGGAGAGAGCAACGAGCUCCAACUAAGGAUACGUUUCACGCCAGUAUGCCGCGAGGGACAGAAGACUAUCUAUGGCGUAGCCAGAGAUGAGGCUGCAAGAGUAUCCUGUGAGCUAGAAGCAGAUCCCCCUGACGUACACUUUCAAUGGAGGUUCAACAACACGUUCGAGGAACGCCACUUGACGGCGCUAUCCGUUGACCAGGGACUGCGUAGUGUGGCUUCAUACAUUCCUCGAACCCGCAACGAUUACGGCACAUUGUACUGCUGGGGCAAGAACAAUGUCGGAACACAGGUCAAGCCGUGUGUCUUCACCAUCAUGGCCGCUGGACCACCCGAACCGCUAAGCAACUGCAACGUAGUGAAUGCCACAGAAGACUCGCUCAAGGUUGAAUGCGAUCCUGGGUAUGAUGGUGGACUAGAACAGACGUUUCAUCUGGAAGUGAUUGACAGCUUGAGCAGUGAAACGAUGGUGAGUCAAAUGCAGAAGGAUCGACCAACCUUCUUCGUGCGUAGUCUUCCGCCUGGAACGGAGUACAUCCUGCGCGUUUUCUCUCAAAACGCCAAGGGCCGCAGCGACAGCGACGUCUUCACUGCCGCGACGGCCGAAGCCAGGAGCAACUCUGAUGGUGACCUUAUUGGUCUUGCUAUGAGUCCCCUGCUUGGCGUCUUGAUCGGAGGAGUUGGGGCACUGAUACUGGUUGCUAUCAUCAUCGCUAUCAUUAUGCGCAUGCGCACGGGAGACCACGACACAGGAUCCCAACAACCCAGUCCAACAGAAAAAUCGCAGACGCUGUUGCGUAAAGGCAUGACAGAAGACACGAGCGAGGGCGACAUUAAGGACCCCGAUAUCAUACCGCCCAAGACGGAUUUCGAAGAUCUUCCUGGGACAGAUCCCGAGUGGGUUUUUCGGCAACUGAACGGCUCCAAUGGCGGCAGAAUCUGUCCAGACGCUGGAGGCACGAAAGGCGGCAUGAUGUACGGGACGCUCCCUAACGUCAAAGUACAGAUCCCUCAACAGUUUCGAGACGAUACCAUGUAUCGAGAACGGUAUCCCCUGGGCACCAGCAGAGAAUUCGACAGUCCGGUGGGAAGAUACAGGGGCUCGUUUCGUCCGCCGGGUACGAUGCCAGACCCCGACGAGCUGGACCGCAUGAUUUCCUCAAACACACCGCUGGUCAACAACGGACCUAUGCUGCGUAGGAGCCCUCAGAUCCGUGAUACGCCCGAGCGUGAACGGCGUGCCAUAUCAACUCCCGUUUGACAAGAGGCGUACCUCGGGGCGGUGCCCGCCACUGCUGAGCGGUCCUUCGCUUCACCGAGGAACCCAGUAGGCUCGUCGGGCCACAGCCACCACUACCGCCGGAACAACUGUGCCUUCACUGCGCCUCACAGACAGUGCAGCGACCCCAACGCCUCACGACGGGGCAGUGUGUCUUCCACAGAAUCCUUCGCGUCCUGGACAGCGGGACAGAGUUCGCAGUAUUCUCCUCCGGCACAUGAUGCCAUGGAAAUGCGUCGACCUUUAGCUUCGGCAACACUUCCUCGACGUCCUCCCCUCAGACGUCACGCCUCGGUAGAUGAGUGUGAGGGCCCGCGCUACGAAAACACAUCCUUCCUUAGACAACUCCAGCUGAGUAGGUACGACGACGACACGUUACGACGUCACGGUGUUUUCACUUGCCGUGUGUGAAUUUUACGUGGCGGAGCAGUGUAUAAAACAGUGUAGAAUUUC